UGGUGGGUUUUCCUCCUUCCACCUCUGUUGCGUAUAACACUUCCUGUUUGCCUUUGGUGUGAAGUUGUAAUGACCAAACUAAGGAAGAGAUUCAAUAAGGAUAACGUCGUGUUAAAUCACCUUAUAAAGUCGACAUGGAUGUUGUGUGUUUCUCCUUUGACUGUACCUUUAAUGUCGAUGGAAGUUCGAACUGUAGUACUACCGACCCAAAGUAUUUGAAAACAACGAAAUCAACGACAUCUACACCAACUACCCAGCCUACUCCAUUACCAACACGUCAAACAUCACACCCGGUUGUUACUUCACAGAAACCUUCGGUUGUCACUUCACAGAAACCUUCGGUUGUCACUUCACAGAAACCUUCGGUUGUAAUUACAUCAGUACCAAAACCAUCUCCUGGUAAACCAUCUUCGACGCCAUUAUCUACAGGGAGACCCCCUUCGUCACACACAUCUUCUCCGAAACCCACAGUGGCUACUACUGUGAUCAUUACAACCACUGCCAACAACAGUCGACUGCCAGAUCCUCCACUGCCUCACAAAGGGACGUCACAUCUGCCAGGUGACUCUGCUGGUGGAAAGUCAAUCUACAUACCGUGUUUGGUGGUGGGUUGUGUAGUAGUCUUCCUCUUCGUCAGUAUUGGUGUUAUACGUCGGCAUAGAAACCGCAGGCGAAGUUCGGAGGACACACAACCAUUACUUUCUGAAGCUGAAAGGGACCUUAUUCUUGAAGAUGCUUCAUUCCAAUUUAACGUACAGACGAGAUAUGUCCAACCCAUUACAGGACACGAUGACCAAAGAUUUUCAAUCGACGAUAGCAGUGUCACAGAAGACAAUGACUCAGAACGUCUUGGUCUGCAAGGUUCGAACGAUAGUGAUGAUUUGAAAACAUCACCAAGAGUUGAUGUCGAUGAAGUCAAAUUUAAUGCAAGCACUGUCCGUCAAAAACAACGAAAACAUGGUGGCAAUAACUCAGGGCUUGUUUGAAAUACUCAGACGAUUAUGUAGUACAGAAGUUGGCUCGCAAAGAGAUGGUAAUAUAAUCAGAUCAGGACUCGUGAGCUUGAUGUUUGUUUCUGAUGGGAAAUAUAGCCGAUGCUAACUACUUGAUGGAAUCGUUUUAUGGAUCUUGCUACGUUUGUCUGGGACGAAACCUGUGUACAUUUGCUAGAUAUAAUGUGUUUAUCCCAUUGCAAAUUAGAACACGUUCUCACACCAUUGAAUUGAAGUUUGUACAUUAUGUAUUUUGAUUUUCUUUUAUUAAAAAUAUUUGACUUAAUAGGUUGGUGAAGACUACGUUAUGGUCGUCAUUAUUAACUCCAAAUACUAACCAAGUGCUUCUGUUCUGUUAUUGAUGCAACUAAUUUUACAUUUGUAAGGUUUUUUUAUCAAAGAAAUAUUUAUUAAUUAAAGUAUUAUAACUGAAUGCAUGUCUUUUCGUUAAUUUACGUGAACGCAUCAAUAUCAUAUUGUUGCAUAUCGCUCCAUAUCAAAUAUCAUCCAUAGAGACAAUUUAACAAGGACACAAGACAUGAAGUCAUAUUCUUUAAGAUGAUUCAAAAUAUUUUGACUUUCUAAAUGUCAUACUAGAUGCAAUAAACAAGA
Mizuhopecten yessoensis (Yesso scallop) is the source of this 1604-nucleotide messenger RNA. Its product is annotated as endochitinase A-like. The transcript has 4 exons. The record is from RefSeq and is a predicted model, not a curated record. Bases 135 to 986 code for a protein of 283 amino acids. Lineage: Eukaryota; Metazoa; Mollusca; Bivalvia; Pectinida; Pectinidae.